AACCAGAAGCUGCUGCUGGAAAACCAGCUCCUGCGGGAGAAGACGUGUAACCUUGCUCUGGAGAACCAGGAGCUGCGCUGCCGCCUGGGUUUAGAUGCUCUGAAGACAGAGGAGGAGAGCGAGUCCAAGGUUGUGAGGGAAUCACAGGUGGAUGAGAUUGGAGUGGUGACCGGGUCCGCUGAGCGCAGCACUCAGACUACGUGUUCCUCUGCAGCAGGUGCAGGCCCAGCAGUCACCAUUUCUGAUAACUUCCACAUGGAUUCUGAUGGCAGUGACUCUUCAGACUCAGAGUCUGAUCUCCUGUUGGGCUUUCUGGACAGUCUGGACCCAGAGAUGUUUCUCAAAUAUGCUGAUUCAGAGUCAACAUGCCUGGAAAAGCUGGAGGAAGAUAUCUGCGGAGAAACGAAUUCCAUACCAACCUCCCCCUCUCUGUCUUUGGGGUCCCCAUCAGCUAAGCUGGAGGCCAUUAAUGAACUGAUAAGGUUUGAUCAUGUGUACACAAAGCCCCUAAUACUGGAGAUUCCUGUUAAAAUGGGCAACCAAACCAAUAUGCUAGUGAAAAUUGAGGAAGUAUCUCCAUCUGAAGACAAAGCUAUCCCUGAGGUCCCAGUAUCUGUGAAAGAAGAACCUGUAGACAGCUUCAUGCCUGAACUGGGCAUCUCUCAUCUGCUUUCUUCUCAUCAUAGCCUUGCAGCCUCAAGCUAUCUGUUGGAUGCCUGUAGUGACUCUGGAUAUGAAGGAUCCCUGUCACCCUUCAGUGACAUGUCCUCUCCACUUGACACUGACCAUGCUUGGGAGGAUAGCUUUGCCAAUGAACUCUUUCCCCAACUGAUCAGUGUCUAAAUCACUAGAGUUACAGUGUCUAACUCAGUAGUGUUAACUCCCCUUGGAUACCUAUCCUGGCAGGAUAACAGGAUAUGCCCCUUUGGGGUGGGGGUGGGGGAAAUCAAAAGUAUUCAGGAAAGCAUUGCUCAUUUCUACUCAUGCUGGUAGGUGGAGUGAUGGCCAAUGCAUUUCUCCUGGU
Nipponia nippon (crested ibis) is the source of this 1024-nucleotide messenger RNA. NCBI's taxonomy places the organism in Eukaryota, Metazoa, Chordata, Aves, Pelecaniformes, Threskiornithidae. The record is from RefSeq and is a predicted model, not a curated record.